Triticum urartu is the source of this 2109-nucleotide messenger RNA. NCBI's taxonomy places the organism in Eukaryota, Viridiplantae, Streptophyta, Magnoliopsida, Poales, Poaceae. The record is from RefSeq and is a predicted model, not a curated record.
GGCGGCGGCGGCGGCGGCGACCCCAAGCAGGAGGCAGGGGCCAGCGAAGGGGGCGUCGGCGGAGGGGCGAAGGGGCCCAGGUUUUCUGAUCUCGGGGGGAUGGAGUCCGUGAUUGACGAGCUAAUGAUGGAGGUUGUGGUUCCCCUGUGCCACCCGGAGCUGCCGCUGCGGCUUGGGGUUCGGCCUGUGGCGGGGAUUCUGCUGCACGGGCCGCCGGGCUGCGGGAAAACCACGCUCGCCCACGCAAUCGCCAACGAGACCGGCGUGCCAUUCUACAAGAUAUCGGCGCCGGAAGUCGUAUCUGGUGUCUCUGGAGCUUCUGAGGAAAAUAUCAGAGUCUUGUUUAAGAAGGCGUACAGAACUGCUCCCUCAAUUGUAUUUAUAGAUGAGAUAGACGCAAUUGCAUCCAAGAGGGAGAAUUUGCAACGUGAAAUGGAGCGACGGAUAGUUACACAGUUAAUGACAUGCAUGGAUGAAUUCCACCAGAAUGUUGGAUCAGAUGGUGGUGAGUUGGACUCACAAUCAUCUGAAAAGAAGCCUGGCUAUGUCAUUGUAAUUGGAGCUACCAAUAGGCCUGAUGCUGUUGACCAAGCGCUUCGGAGACCAGGGAGGUUCGAUCGAGAGAUAUCUCUUGGUGUUCCAGAUGAGAUUGGACGGAAACAGAUUUUGAAGAUGCUUACUCAGAACCUAACAUUGGAGAAAGACCAAUUUGACCUGUUCAAGAUAGCAAGGGCUACACCAGGAUUUGUUGGCGCAGACUUGAAGGCAUUAGUAGAUAAAGCAGGGAAUCUGGCAAUGAAGAGAAUAAUUGUUGAAAGAAAAAAACAGAGUGGUGGGGGUGAUCUAAACAACAAGCAGGACUGGUGGAGACAUCCUUGGAGUGAAGGUGAGAUGGAUAGCCUAUGUAUCACUAUGGAUGACUUUGAGGAAGCAGCCACAAUGGUUCAACCAUCAUUGAGAAGGGAAGGAUUUUCUUCUGUGCCUGAUGUCACAUGGGGAGAUGUUGGAGGUCUGGAUUCGUUAAAGAAAGAAUUUGACCGGUGCAUUGUUCGUUGUAUCAAGCACCCUGAAGUUUAUAAGGACUUUGGAGUGAACAUGCAAGCUGGGUUUUUGCUGUUUGGACCUCCAGGCUGUGGGAAAACACUAAUAGCAAAAGCAGUUGCACAUGAUGCAGGGGCAAAUUUUAUUCACAUUAAGGGACCUGAGCUACUGAACAAGUAUGUUGGGGAGAGUGAAUCAGAAGUAAGGAAAAUAUUCACCCGCGCAAGGAUUAACUCCCCAUGCAUCCUAUUUUUUGACGAGAUAGAUGCUCUGACAACAAAAAGAGGGAAAGAGUCUCCUAAACCAGGUUUGAACAUUUUACUUGUUGAACUCGAUGGUGCUGAUCAGCGUCAUGGUGUUUAUGUUAUUGGAGCUACGAACAGAAUUGAUGUUAUAGACGAGGCUGUUCUACGGCCCGGUAGAUUUGGGAAGAAACAUUUUGUACCUUUACCUGGUGCUGAUGAGCGGGUUGCAAUACUGAAAGCACAUACUGAAAAGAAAACUCUCUCGGAAAAUGUUGAUUUGAACGCAAUUGCACGCCGAGAGGAGUGCAAUAAUCUCACUGGUGCUGACCUGGCAUCACUGGUGAACGAAGCAGCCAUGGCAGCAUUGGAAGAGAGGUGCGAAUUCCUGGCUAAAGGGGACUCGUCGAUGAGUACUGACUUGACUAAUAAGAUUAAACUGCGGCACUUUGAGCAUGCUCUGUCUAAAGUAAAGCCCUCGGUAUCAGAACAGCAAAGGAAGCACUUCGACGCAUUGUCAAAGAAAUAUUCGGCCAACUGAUCCACCGUCGUACUUACAAGGACUAUACUGCAGUUUUGUUGUUUUGUUUUUGCGCAUACGAUAGCUUAGCGUAGAGAUUGCGCGGGCGACUCUCCACUGAAGCUAUACAAUUUUGGUAGUGAGGAGCUUUUUUCGGUGUUUGGAAAAUAUGAACUCAUUAUGCUUGUUGUACGGCGUCGACUGGUGCUUGAUGAACCAAUCCCCUUUGUAAUGUUUGGAAUCACGAAGAAACUUUGUGUGAACAGUGAACAUUCUUUAUCAAUUCACAAUUCUCUCAUUGGAACC